GAGGCCGGGAGCGGAAUUCCCAGGGCUGCGCUCUCCCUCCCCGCGCCCCACCUCCACCCUCGCCCCGGCCCCCAGUGCGCAUGCCAGGGAGGAAGCUCCCUCGCUCUACCCCCUCCUCUUCCUGGCACUGAGUCCAGGGGGGGAGGGAGUGGAGUGAGACAGACACUGGGGGGGUGGGGGCGGAGAGCACCAAGGAUCUCUCGCACCCUGACCCCCCACCCCACGCGCCCACUGCAGGGGGCACCACCCAGAGCCCCCCCCGGGGAGGGGCGGGAGGACAGACUGGAGCUGGCAGCUGCUGCUGGGGAGGGGGCACCAUGAAGCCAGGUGUUGGCUAGUGUGGCCAGAGAGUGGGCGCGAGCUCACCAGACUGGGCACUGCCUGGAUCCCAGAGGAAAGGUUGCUUGGACUAUGAGUGCCAGGAGGGAGUGUGCCGACCCUUAACACCGCCUGCCGCGAGGUUUGCAGCCAUGAGCAGGUGCCCAAGCGCUGAGGGAGCACAAUGAAUGGCGGCGAUGAUUGCUGUGGUGUGGAUCGAGGUGGGCGCCCAGCAGUCGCACCUGUGCCUGUGGGCUGGCAGCGCAGGGUGGAAGAGGGUGGAGUGCGCUACAUCAGUCCUAGCGGCACAAGCCUGGCUUCGUUGGAGCAGACUUGUGCGUACCUGCUGGCGGACGGCACGUGCAAGUGUGGCCUGGAAUGUCCCCUCAACGUGCACAAGGUUUUCAACUUUGACCCAACAGCAAUGGUGACGGGCAGCGAAGCCGCCAAGGGAGACGAGGACAUGACCAAGCUGUGCAACCACCGCCGGAAAAUCGUGGCAAUGGCCACCCUCUACCGCAGCAUGGAGAGCCAUGGACCACUGAGCCUGCCACACCUGGGGCCAGGGGCCCUGAACCAGCCCUCUCAGCCGCCCACGCCAGGACCCAGCAGUCACCUGCAGCAGACUCUUCCCUGCAAAGCACCUACCCCCUUGGCUAAGGUCCCAGAAUCCUUCCUGCAGUGCCCCUCUGAUCGCUACGGCAACGCCUGGUCUGGCCAGAGCUCCUCCUUCCCGCAACACCAUUACACUCUCUUGGGGGACGUCUUCCCAGGCCGCCUGCCUGCCACCACGAAUGGCAACACCCGCCCAACUUUUCCUGCUGAACUGAAUGCCGUCGGAGGUUUCUUUCUGCCGAACAAGGCGCUCCUGGAUGCACCGCCCCGGCCCUAUCCCUCGAGCGGGCUUUUCUCUUCACCGGACGAGGUGGUUCCAGGCCAGGAGGGCAGCCCCUGGAACAGCCGCCCAGUCCCUCUGGGGUCGCAGACUAGCGCCACAGGCUCGCCCGCCCCCACCACCCUCUCCUCCGUUUCAUCGCCGGCGGGAAGCACCGAGCCCUCCCCGCAACGCUCUCGGCAUUCCUCCGCUUCUUCAGAGCAGGGGCUCGCCGGACACCGGCCAGCCCCCAAACCUUCUGGCUUGGAUGCAGCCCCCCCGGCCAACGCCUUAAUCAACCAAAGCAGCAAUAACCUGCCCUCAGUGCCCUUAGGAGUUGCCCCCGAAGGCAAAGGACCGCCCGGCCUGCUGCUUCUUCACCCACAGGGCCCAGGCUCUUUCCCAGCCAGCAGCUUGUUGAGCGCAGCCGCCAAGGCCCAGCUGGCCAGCAGGGGGCGUCCUGACGAGCUGGCUGCCAGCACUUUACCCAGCCGCUUGCUGCUCUCCGUGGUGGGAGGACGGCCGCCUCGGCGCCAGCGCCGCUCCCCCACUGUCCUGCGCCUGCUCAAGGACUCCCACUCAGGGCAGGCCGCAGCCGCCCCCUCUGUGGAGAUACCGACUCGACACCCCCGGCCUCAGGACCAGCCGCCGGCAGGAGAGGCCAAGAAUGGACCCCCGAGCACGGCAGCUCCAGUUCAGCCGCUGUCAUCCCUGCUCAGCUUGCUUGGCCCUCCCGUGAGCUCACUGGCAUCUGGGCUCCCCCCGCUGCCCCCGACCCCUGCUGGCGAUGGCCCCGGCCCGUUGCCCUCCUUUCAGGACUUCAACAGCCAGCUCCUCAGCCUCUUUGGGCAGCUGGCCUCAGCGUCUUCCGAACAGAUCUCAGGGAGCCCCCCGCAGCCAAAACCUCCCAUCUCCCCACUUGGUCCCCACGGCCCCCCAGGUGCUGCCUCUGUGUCACCUUUGACUCCCAAAGCCCCUCCGGUGCCCAGCCCUGUCGCGUCGUCCACCAUGGAGGGACUGGGCUGCCCACUGCCCUCGGGCACCGAUACGUUCCCUUUCCUGGCACAGGAACAGGCGCUGCCGUUUGGGAACGCUCUACCUCCAGGGCUACUCCCACUGGGCUCCUUCCCCUUCUCGCUGACCCUGGGCCCUGAGACUCCCCUUCCUCCUAUUAGCCUGCAGGGGGAGCCAGAGGGACACCCUUUGCUGCCUCUGGUGCUGCCCAGCUUGGAUUUGCUGCAGCAACCAAGUGGACUGUUGGCAUCACUGCUGGCGUUGCCAGGGGUGCCGUGCGAGGGCGAGAGGGAAGCAGCAGCAACUGCAGAGCCCCUGCUGGAGCCGUUUGCCAGCCUCCCCGAAACUCUGCAGCCUCUGCUUUUCCCAGCACUUUCGACUUCUCCAGCUGUCCUAGCUUUAAAUUCAGCACUGUUGGCAACCAGCCUGGGCCCUUCGGACACAGGGCCAGGCGCUACACAGACCGGCCUGGCUGGCACUCCUGUGGCACCUACCUCCACUAGCACGACAUCAACAACUACUGAGGGCACCACCCCAGGCACCCCCAGCACCUCAGGGAGGCUUAACCCCCUGAUGCCCCAGCUUGUAAACCCGCUGCUGAGUACCACACUUCUGGGUGAUCUGUCAAUGCUGAACUCUGCCCCAGGUCCCUCCUUGAUUGGCAGCCCCCUGCUUCAAGCCCAGCAUCCCCUUCUGCCCCCCAACCUGCAAGGGCCUCUGGGGCUCCAGCUUUUCCAAGGACAGCUGCCCCUCUUAGCAGGCUCCAACCCCCUAGCCUGCCUCCUCCAGAGCUUGCAACUGAGCCCUGGCUUUGGUGCCCCAGAGAAGCCAGUGCUACCCAGCGAAGCUCCAGCCCCCAUUUUGCCCAGUGUUCCCCCCGCACCAGAGACGGAGCCCGGCCACAGUACUGUGUUGCCCCCCUGCACGGACACUGCCCCCACAAGUGCCUUAGAGACACCCAGCACCCUCGAGCCGGCCAGGCAAGGACAGCAGGAAGCCCCUCUGGGGCAGGAGGCUGGCGGCUCCCGCUCCCCCCUGAAGCGACCCCACUGCAGCGCUGAGGAGCUGAAUGGGGACUCGGGCAGCAGCCUCCCACGCGGGCUGGGACGGGGCGGCAAGUCUGGACGGCGUGGCGGCGGGCGGGGCAGGGGCCGACGGCACUUCAACGGUCAGCUACCGGAGUUGGGUGCAGGGCACCCGUCCCAUCCUGCCUGGCGCUGCAAUGGAGAGAUGUUGGCCAGCAGCGCUGAUAGCCAAGGAGGGGCAUUUGCAGUACAGGAGAUCAAGGGCCCCCCUGGAAGGCGACCGUCUCGACGUGGCCGGAGAAGGAAAAGCAGUGGCCCCCGGCCUACUGCCAGACUUGAGCCUACACGGAUCCGGGGUCCCAGUGCAGAUCCAGGCCCCAGCCCAUUGGUUGAUUACACUGUUGUGCGGCGGCCACGGCCCGGCCGGCCAGUGAAAAACAGGAGGAGGAAACUGCCGACCUAGCAGCACCGCUGCGCUCAAGGGGGCUUCCACCACUGUCCGACGUCUACGCAAAAAGAGCCUUAGGACAUCCCACCAGCUUCCGCCUCCGUCCUCCCGCCCCGCCCCUCCGAUUCAUCUCUGCUGCCCAGCCCGUGUUGCACACAUACGUGGGUGGGAUUUCGGGGGUGGGGGUGGGGUGGAGGAGUGAAGGGAAAUGCCAGCCAGAGGAAGCUGCUGUCGCUGCUGCUGGGCUCUUGGCGCCUUAGCCGUGAAUGUGUUGUCGCUUCACCAGUUGCCUGGGUCCUGAAUCUCUCCAAGGGGCACCCCUUAAAGCACAAGGUGUGGCUCUUCGCUCAGCAUUAAUUGGGGGCAGGAGUGGGCAAAGGAGGUAUUAGAGCUGGACACACCCAUAGCACUUCGGGAAGCCAUUUUUGCAGCACUCUGGAGGGGGCGGCGGAGCAGCCUCUUUUGCCUCCCGCCACCCCCAUCCCCCCAGGCUUGCGACUCUCUCCACCUCGGCAAAUCCUCCCCCCCCCCCCUUCCUCUGUUGGGACUCAGAACCUCUGCAGGAGUAGCAAGGGCUGCGUGCUCCAGGAAGGGGCAGUCUCUGCCCUUUCACUUCCCACCUUACCUCAGACCUGCGUGCGCUGCAGCACCCGGGUAAGAACCGGCUCAGGGUUUAAUACAAGAAUUGGUCUCAUUCUCGCCCCCCCCCCCCCAACCUUCCUUUCUGCCUCACCAAAAACUCACACACAGAAUAAUUCCUGGCCCUAGCGCUAAAGGUACAAAGCAAUAAGGAGAAUAAGCCACACUCGGGGUGGAUUCACUCCCAUCCACAGCUCGGAAACUCAACCCGCACCCACCCUGCGACUCGGUCCCCGCAUCGCCAUAGAGAAGCUGUUAGAACAGAGUGGAAAAGCCGGGGGGUGGUGGUGGAAGGAUCUGCUUUCUCCCAGGCUCCAGUUAGGGCCCUGGGACUGGUAGGAGCUCCAAUGAAAACCUACCCACCUGUUCUCAGGUGCAUGUUCUCUUCAAACCCCCCCCGC
Sphaerodactylus townsendi is the source of this 4719-nucleotide messenger RNA. RefSeq names its product methyl-CpG binding domain protein 6 (gene MBD6). The coding region runs from base 503 to 3694 and encodes 1063 amino acids. The record is from RefSeq and is a predicted model, not a curated record. The transcript is spliced from 13 exons. Gene Ontology annotation, cellular component: nucleus; chromocenter. Gene Ontology annotation, molecular function: DNA binding; chromatin binding. Lineage: Eukaryota; Metazoa; Chordata; Lepidosauria; Squamata; Sphaerodactylidae.